Amphibalanus amphitrite is the source of this 2820-nucleotide messenger RNA. RefSeq lists its product as uncharacterized. Bases 841 to 1818 code for a protein of 325 amino acids. The transcript is spliced from 4 exons. NCBI's taxonomy places the organism in Eukaryota, Metazoa, Arthropoda, Thecostraca, Balanomorpha, Balanidae. The record is from RefSeq and is a predicted model, not a curated record.
CAAUUGUCAAAAGUCAAAAGACUCAAGAUACGCCGUAAUUUGUCGCUCGCUGACACCAGCUCAGCUCGAGUGACAACCCCUAAAGCGCCAAGACCGAGCGUCUGCGAAACACAACGCCCACCUAGCCAAUAAAUCGGCACAUCGGGUCAGCGAUCGCCGACUCGCAUCGGGCACUGAUUCGCGAGGUGGCCGACGUCCAAUUCGGUUCGCGACCGGGGGAGGGGCGGCUCCUCCGUCCGUGCCAGAGGUGGAGGUACUGACUGACAGACGGACGGGCCGGGAGCGACAGACGAGGGUGCGGCCGCCAGUGACCGCCAGUGACGGUCAGUGAUCACCAGUGACCACCAGUGACCGCGGCGGUGACCACCAGUGACCGGCGGUGACCAACAGUGACGGCCAACAGUGACACCAAGGGACACCCGGUCACCGGUGGCGGCGGCUAUAACAGUGACCGUGAGCGCGAAGAGUGCUUUCUUUAGUGACGUCCCAGUGAGAAUCAGUGACCAUCAAUAGUGGUAAAAAUUGCCGACGGCCGCAGUUAAAGUCUGUGAUCAUUCGGCCAAUGCAAGGCUUGUUCCAGCGGAAAACCGCCCAGUAACAGUAAGAGCUCCCCGGUAAACGGCUUGUCAGCAACACUUCUGGCGACAACCGUCUAAUCGGCAACAUUUGUCUUCGGCGAACGACGCAUACAGUGGCUUUCGCGUGCGACUGAAAUAGCGUUAUUUCGGUGCGACGGGAACGUUCUUUUGUGGUGACGCUCAUCACCGUCCAUUAGUGACGGUCUGUGACAUCCAGCACCGUCCGGUGGUGACCCCUGCGUGACCUGACCCUCGGCCCACCAUGCCCGGGGAGCCGGGUGACCCUCCGGCCGACGACUGGGCCGAACAGUGCCUGCGCCGGUGUCGAGCGGAGGCCGUCUGCUCCCUCCGUGCCUUGCUGCAGGAGGACAGCUCCGACCCUUUACCCAACAAUGCCAACGCCGCGGCUAGGCGCACCUCUCCGCCGGAGAUAAUCGUCACGCCGGCUGACACGGACGAGGACCGCGCCUGUCCCACCCCGCCUCUGCUCCCAGACGGUCACCUCCCGCCCGAUACAGGGGGUGACCUCUCUCCACCGCCCAAACGCAGAGGACACUCGCUAAGGAAGCUGCUCACACGGUCCAAGAAGUCUCGCCGCGCUGAGAAGAAGGCACAAAACUCGGAGACGAGUCCCGAUGUUGUCCGGAACACGGUCGAGCUGACACCGGAGUCAGCCUGCCGCGGCCCCGUCGGAAAGGCGGCGGCUCGGGCGGCCGCCACCGCCGCCGCCCGCCGCACCUCCCAGUCUGUGGAGAACUCCUCGCAGACCCGUCCGUUCUCCAUGUCGAUGCGCGCUCCGGCGCCGGUCGCCCCUCCGGAGCCCGAUGACCUGGCGGUCCGGCUGAGGGCGUACACGGAGAGCGGAGGUCCGGGCCGGCCGGGGGCCGGGCGACACCAGACGGACAGCGCCAGCGCGCUCUCGGCAGAGUUCCAGCGGUACCUGGCGGCGCGCGUGGCAGAGCUGCGCGAGCGGCGCCGGCUCGGCCUCUCAGACGACCAGGUGCGAGACGAGUUCCUCCGAGAGGUCGGCGGAAUGCUCAGGGAGAUGGCCGACCAGCUCAGAGAGGCCCGGCUGAAACAGCAGCGGGAGCAGCAGCAGUCGCAGCCGGCUCUGCCGACCAGGCUGGUGGUGUCAGCGGCGCACCGGAUCGGACGGGGCUUCCUGGCGGCUGGCGGGGCCGUCAGACACGCGCUGCGCUUCAUCACACACACCGGGCACACAGAACAGGAGGCCUGCUGACGGCUGGAGCACGAUAGAGCUGAGAGAAGCAGUCGGGCUACAACCAGACAUUCUCGCCCGUCCGUGGCAGAAAAGAAUGGCGACAAAGCGACAUAACUAUGACGUGUCUCACACGUUUUAAAUAUCCCUUUAGUGACGCAGGCGUCGGUCGUGUUGUUGUUGGAGAAGUAUGAUACAGUAAGUUACAACGAUGGCUUCAAAGGGGAACCCAAACUGCUGGACACUGAAUGGACAAGGCGUCGUUCUAGAAGAGUGUUAUUGAUGGUAUUUAUCGAGCGCUUCAAUGAAUUCUAUGAUCGCUCAAUGCAACUGCAAGGAUGAACGAAGUGUCUUCCCUGUGCGUCUUGUAGUUCACCCCAGUUUGUGUUACUCCGUGCAAUGUUAGUGUUCGUGCGGAUUGCAGAGCAUCAUGUGUGCAGAGAAGGAAAGGAACCAGACAAUAUCGAAUCAUAUUGUGAGACGAGCCGCGGUUUUUGCGGUUGUCGCCCAGCUGUUCCCUGUACCACACGCACCGUCGCUGCUCCAUAUACCCCACCAGCUGCGGGCGGGCCGCUGUUUUUACGUCUGUCUGAUAUUCACACGGACACCUGUGCAGAGCUCAGCCGUGUUGGAGGGGGGAGGGGGAGAGUGAGAUGUCAUCGUGUCAUCGCGGCUGCUAGUUGGCUGGUCGGUUAGACAUCGCGGUGGGACCGGGAGGGGAGGGAGGGGAAAGGGGAAGGUGUUCGCUCUAGGUCGUGACAUGUCGUAUCACAAUGAACUGAGGAAGAUCUGUGUGUGUCUGUUGGGCGUCUUUGGUGACGAUUGGCAUUGCGUGUGUGUAUUUGGCUGCCAUUUGUGGGAAAACGUGAAGUGCAGGACAGUGGAGGUCGCACAACACCAGUGGGAACUGCAGUAGUACAGACCAUAGAAAUCGAGUUCUGCAACGAAAUGUCAAAUAAGUGUGGCUACUGAAAAAAAAAUAUUAUGCCAGAUCAAACAAAUACAACACAACUAUUUUUAACA